Molecule: messenger RNA, 1846 nt
Organism: Triticum urartu
Lineage: Eukaryota; Viridiplantae; Streptophyta; Magnoliopsida; Poales; Poaceae
Source: RefSeq, a predicted model, not a curated record
CACACACAUGCCCAGUCCAGUCCAGUCUAGUCUAGGUCACUACGGCUUUCCAUCGACACAAUAUCAAGAGGAGCUCUAGGUCCGGCCAUGGCAGCGGCAUUAGUGGAGAGGUGGGCGGGGCUCGGAUCGGCGGUGGCGACCGUCAUCUUCCUCUGGUCCGUGGUGCAGAACUACGUGCCCCCCACCUUCCGCCUCUACCUCACCACCUGGGCCACCAAGCUCGCAGCCUGCUUCAACCCCUACCUCCAAAUCACCAUCUCCGAGUAUGGCGCCGAGCGUUUCCAGCGCAGCGACUUCUUCCUCGCCGUCGAGGCCUACCUCAGCGAUGCGUGCGCCCGCCGCGCGCGCAAGCUCAAGGCCGAGCUCGGCAAGGACAGCAAGAACCUCCUGGUCUCCGUGGACGACCAUGAAGAGGUCACUGACGACUUCUCUGGGAUCACCAUCUGGUGGUACGCCUCCAAGAGGCAGUCCAAGGCCAACGUCAUCAGCUUAUACCCCGGCGGGGACGAGAAGCGCUUCUACCGGGUCGUCUUCCAUCGGCAGCAUCGCGACCUUGUCGUUGACUCCUACCUUCCUUUCAUCCUCGGCGAGGGCCGCGCUGUCACUGUCAAGAACCGCCAACGCCGCCUCUUCACCAACAAUGCUAGCGGCAGCUGGAACCCCUACCGGGGCAAAAGCGUCUGGAGCCACGUCCCCUUCGAGCACCCCGCCACCUUUGACACGCUCGCCAUGCACCCCGAUGAGAAGGAAGCCGUCAUCGACGACCUCAUGGCGUUCCAGGAGAGCAAGGAAUACUAUGCCAAGGUCGGCAAGGCAUGGAAGCGUGGGUACCUCCUUUACGGACCGCCCGGCACCGGCAAGUCCACCAUGAUCGCAGCCAUGGCGAACUUCCUCGACUACGACGUCUACGACCUUGAGCUCACGGCGGUCAAGAACAACACCGAGUUACGGAAGCUCUUCAUCGAGACAACGGGCAAGUCCAUCAUGGUCAUAGAGGACAUCGACUGCUCCGUCGACUUCACAGGAAAACGCCGCAAGGACAAGAAGGCCUCAAGCGACAAGGACUCCGACAACGAUGACAAGCCGAAGCUACCGAUAGAGCCAGAGAAGGACGAUGCCACCAAGGUGACGCUCUCGGGCCUGCUUAACUUCAUCGACGGGCUGUGGUCUGCUUGCGGAGGUGAGCGGAUCAUCAUCUUCACCACCAACCACAAGGAGAAGCUGGACCCGGCGCUGAUCCGGCGGGGUAGGAUGGACAAGCACAUCGAGAUGUCCUACUGCCGCUUUGAGGGCUUCAAGGUGCUCGCCAAGAACUACCUAGAUGUCAUUGAGCAUGAGCUGUUUGGGGAAGUUCAGCGCCUGCUUGAGGAGACCGACAUGUCGCCCGCUGACGUUGCAGAGAACCUGAUGCCCAUGUCGAAGAAGAAAAAGAGGGACCCGGAUGUGUGCUUGAUAGGCCUAAUCGAGGCGCUCAAGCAGGCCAAGGAGGAAGCGGCGGCGGUCAAGGUGAAGGAGGCAGAGGAGGCUCAAGCGAAGAAAGCCAAGGAGACAGAGGAGACAGAGGUGAAGAAAGGCAAGGAGGAAGACAAAGAGAAGGACAAAGCACCCGAGGCAGCCAAUGGGGAUAUUAAGCAAGGUGACAAGUGAAGUGACAUCACGCCAGGAAGCCAAGGAAAAAGAAUGAGCUUGUUCACUAGUGCUCCCUUACAAAACAAAAAUGCAGUGUUUGGUUUGAGAAAAAUAAUGCACCUUUCAAGUGAAACAAUAUUUCUUUCUUCUCACACUUGUAAUGCUGCUGCAUAUAAAGUAUGCAACAAUACAAAAAGCUACUGCAACAAGGAUCACA